Messenger RNA from Hypomesus transpacificus, 2070 nucleotides. RefSeq names its product A-kinase anchor protein 7 (gene akap7). Bases 98 to 1576 code for a protein of 492 amino acids. The record is from RefSeq and is a predicted model, not a curated record. The transcript is spliced from 10 exons. Gene Ontology annotation, molecular function: protein kinase A regulatory subunit binding. NCBI's taxonomy places the organism in Eukaryota, Metazoa, Chordata, Actinopteri, Osmeriformes, Osmeridae. Gene Ontology annotation, cellular component: cytosol.
CUGCUAUCCGCUAGAAGUGUGGCUUGUAUGUUUGUUUUGUUGCUGUUCUGACAGCUAACAUAUAUAUUAUAUAUUUGAUUAAAAGCGUUGUCAGUGCAUGUUCAGUCAACGGAACGUGCUGGUUGACAUGUUCGCACGUCACAGCAUCAUCAUAUCAGUCAGGGGGAUUUGUGCGCUGCGAAGAGGGUUCGCUGCAGCCUGCAUAGCUGAAAGAGUUGCUCAAAGUCUCCACGCCUUAAACAGGGUGAAUUCAACCACUACCACUCGUCAAAAUACCUUCCUAAUCUCAGUGUUCGCCUGGAGACGGGUCAAGCUGACCGACAUGCUUUCCGCCAGCAUUGGCGGGGCAGGUAGCGACGCUGGGGGUCUGGAGACUGGCACGGUGCACGACUGUGGCCCACUGUCAGUGUCAACAGGGGGAGCUGCACCGCUCCUAUCCGGACCCAGAGACUGUCACCUGCAGCACAGAAUCAAGGAGGCAAUCGCCACAGAUGGCAAGGUGAAAAGGACCAAUCCUAGAGCCAGGAGGGCUUGGGGCCGGAGACCAAAGGAAUCAGAGUGUGACAGUGUGAUGUCCGAGCUGCCAUUUAGCUCCGCCUCUUCCUGGAAGGAUCUUGGAUUCACCAGCCCCAGGGAGAAGCAGAGGAAGAGGAGGAGAGGAGAGAGUGGCCGAGUGGACAGUGAGGAGGAUGCUGAGAAGAAGAGACUGAAGAAAGAGACUCUGAGGCCAAACUAUUUUGUGUCCAUCCCCAUCACUAACAGCAAGAUCAGUGAGGGUGUAGCUGAUGUCCAGGAGGCGGUGCUUGAGAAAGACCCUAGGCUGGCGCGUGUCAUGAUACCAAUAGGAACUCUCCACCUCACUCUGCUGGUCACGCACCUGGCCAAUCAGGACCAAGUAGACCUAGCGGCGUCCGCCUUGACCUGUAUGGAGGCGGGGCUAGCGGGGUUGCUGGGGGGGCGGGACCUUGUCCUGCCAUUCUCUGGCAUCGGAACCUUCAGGAACGAGGUGGCCUUUGUGGAGCUGGCACCUGGAGGCCACACACACACCCUGGCACAGCUAGCUGACUUGACGAGGACGGCGUUUGAGGAGAAGGGUUUGUCUGCAGGAGACAGCCGAGAUUUCAAACCUCACCUGACCUUCAUGAAGCUGUCAAGAGCUCCAAAACUACGAUCCCAGGGUGUUAAGAAGCUGGAUCCAGGGCUCUACUCGUGCUUUUCCCAGCAGUGUUUUGGAGAGGAGAGAGUGGUCAGGCUGGACCUGUGCUCCAUGUUGAAGAAGAAGACCCCCGAUGGAUACUACCACACCGACGGCUGCCUCCACCUCAAUCUAUUUCACACCACUCCUCGCGCUCGUUCAAGUGGGAAGAAGGGGGCGGAGCCAGAUGAUGCAGAGCUGCAGCGAAUCAGCAGGAAGUUGGUGGAGGAGGCGGUGUUAAAGGCUGUGCAGCAAUACAAGGAGGAAGCGCAUCAUCAGAACGGGGGCGGUCCCACAGAACAUGCCACCCCCCCCGCAGCUGACAACCUAAACACUAAUGUCGUUGCUAUGACAACAUCAGACACGAACCCCAGCAAGUGACCGUGGGUCAUCCAGCCAGCCAGACCCGGAGGCUUAAACAGCCAGCAAGCAAGCCAGCUAACCAGUCAUCCAGCUAACCAGCCAGCUAACUAGCCAGCCAAAUCUAUACUUUAAGGCUUGACAAGUUUACUAACAGCUAACCAGUCAGCUGGCUGAUCAGUCUGUCAGUUAACCAGUCACCCAGCUAACUAGUCAGCCAGGUAAUCAGUCAGCCAUCUCAGUAGUUGAGUUGACAGGAAGAGUGGGAGUGCCCAGCGUAGGAGGAGUUAAAGGAGAACUGAAGACCUUUUGGAUUACUGACCCUUCCAUACAGCUGUACUGUCUCUGUUUCUCUGACUGCACACUACCUCCCCCAAUCCCUCUGUCUUAUUGGGCUGACUCCAGACCAGACACCCCACCCCAGACCAGACACUCCAGACCAGACACCCCAGACCAGACCAGACACUCCAGACCAGACACCCCACCCCAGACCAGACACCCCACCCCAGACACUC